AUGGGAUCGCGACCAGAGUCUUCCGCCGUCACAACAAUGACGGUGACUUCAACGCCGGAAACAAGUCUAGCUUUCACCAACCUCGCGUACUGCUCCUCCUCUGACCUCCGUCAGUUCGCUGUUCCCGGCACCGCCGAUCACUUCCUCGCGAACGUCGCCGACGUCUUCAUUCUAUCGCUCUCAUAUCCUUUUUUCUUACCUUACCACUGCGGUUUCAGUUCCGACAUUAUUGUUUGUCUUGGAGAUUUCACACUUGUUCCUCGCAGGAUCCAUGAUGGAACCAUUGCUCUGAAUGCUAUUCAACGAAGACAUGCUAGAGUUUCUACUGAUGACAAUGUUACUGUCACCAGAUUCGUUCCUCCAGAAAAUUUUGACCUAACUUUGCUGGCACUUGAGUUGGAAUUUGUGAAGAAGGGCACUAAAAACGAAGAGGUUGAUGCUGUGCAGCUUUCAACCCAACUCAGGACGAAAUUUAUUUAUCAGGUCUUGACGGUAGGCCAGAGAGCUACAUUUGAGUAUCAUGGAAAUAACUACAUUUUUACAGUCAAUCGAGCUGUUCUAGAGGCUGAGAACCAAUCUAAUGGUAUCGAAAGAGGGAUGAUCUCUGAGGAUACAUAUUUUGUGUUUGAAGCAUCAAAUGCAACUGGCAUAAAGAUUAUUAACCAAAAAGACGCUGCAACAAGCAAGAUAUUUAAAGAAAAAGAGUUUAACCUACAGUCCCUGGGCAUUGGUGGCUUAAAAGCAGAGUUUGUUGAUAUAUUCCGAAGAGCUUUUGCUUCUCGUAUAUUCCCUCCUCGUAUCAGGAACAGACUUGGAGGUAAGCACGUUAAAGGGAUGCUUCUCUAUGGACCUCCUGGUACUGGCAAGACCUUGAUGGCUCGCCAAAUUGGAAAAAUGCUCAAUGGAAAGGAACCAAAGAUCGUGAAUGGUCCUGAGGUGCUAAGCAAGUUUGUUGGCGAGACAGAAAAGAAUGUAAGAGACUUGUUCGCUGAUGCUGAGAAUGACCAGAGAACCCUUGGUGAUGCCAGUGAGCUUCAUGUCAUUAUUUUCGAUGAAAUCGAUGCUAUUUGUAAGGCAAGAGGAUCAAGCAGGGAUGGCACAGGUGUCCAUGACAGUCUUGUAAACCAGCUCCUGACAAAGAUAGAUGGUGUGGAGGCCUUGGACAAUAUUUUACUUAUUGGAAUGACUAAUCGCAAGGAUAUGAUUGAUGAAGCUCUUCUUAGGCCUGGAAGGUUAGAGGUUCAUAUUGAGAUUGGCCUUCCCGAUGAUGCUGGACGUUUAGAAAUUCUUCAGAUUCAUACGAAAAUGAUGAAGGAAAAUUCUUUCCUUGCUCCUGACGUCAAUCUCCAAGAGCUCGCUGCUCGGACGAAGAACUAUAGUGGUGCUGAGCUUGAAGGUAUUGUGAAAAGUGCAAUCUCAUUUGCUCUGAACAAACAUCUGAGCAUGGAAGAUCUUUCUAAGCCAGUGGAUGAAGAGAAUAUUAAAGUUACAAUGGAAGAUUUUCUUCAAGGGUUAUCUGAAGUCAAGCCUGCAUUUGGAGCCUCUCCAAAAGACCUUGAACUCUCCAGACCAAAGGGAUUUGUGGACUGUGGUGAUCGGGAAAGGCUCAUCUACGAAAGAGUCAUGUAUCUUGUUGAGCAAGUUAAAGUCAACGAAAGAGGUCCUCCGGUCACUUGCCUUCUUGAGGGACCUAGUGGAAGUGGGAAAACUGCACUAGCUGCUACUAUUGGCAUCGACAGUGAGUUCCCAUAUGUCAAAAUAGUCUCUGCAGUGACUAUGAAUGGUCUUCACGAGAGCAAAAAAUGCGCACACAUUACCAAGGUCUUUGAGGAUGCAUACAAAUCACCACAUAGCAUAGUGAUCCUUGACAAGAUUGAAAGGUUGCUGGACUACACGGAAAUUGGACCGCGGUUUUCAAACGAAAUCACUCAUACGCUGUUGAAUUUUCUCGAACAGAGUCCUCCCGAGGGAAACAAACUUCUUGUACUUGGUACAACAAGUAAUGUAACGUUUUUAAAAGCUGUUGGUUUGCGCAACGCUUUCUCUGUUACAUACUCUGUUCCAUUACUUAGGACAGAAGAAGCCAAGAAGGUGCUGGAGCAACUAAACGUGUUCUCAGAAGAUGAUAUCGAUGAAGCUGCCCAAGCCCUUAAUGAUGUUCCAAUUAAGCAGCUAUACACUGUUAUUGAGAUGGCAGCACAAAGAGAUGGAAGGUCUAAAGAGGCGAUCGUCUACAACAGGGAGGAGAAACUCAACAUCACUCAUUUCUUAAACUGUCUUGAGGAAGUUACCGCAGAUAUCUGA
This is a messenger RNA of Thlaspi arvense, 2304 nucleotides long. The record is from the annotation of a GenBank genome assembly. NCBI's taxonomy places the organism in Eukaryota, Viridiplantae, Streptophyta, Magnoliopsida, Brassicales, Brassicaceae.